CCAGUACACCCGUGCACACCAGGUUGCCAGUCCCAGUCUUAUCAGUUAGACGUAGUAUUUGCAACAUUAAAGGGUUCUUAUCUUGAUCAAGUUAUCCACAGGGAGCUGAGGGGGAUCAAAGGAAGACUACCGGGAAGAUCACGAGAGGUGAACCGGAAAAUUGCAGGAAAAUCUACCGGAAACAGUAAUUAGUCGACAUCGGACUAAUCGUCAAACGAAGUAGUCUCGAUAGUGGGUGACAUGAAGCACUAGCGUAUUGUUUAUUGUAGGUAGCGACUCCGACCACGAGAAUCACGACAUCGAAGAGCAUUUCAAGAGGGUCGCAACCCCAAUACGGCAAUUGAGAUUGAAAGACCUUUCACAAACAAGCCACUGCAGAAUGGGCAGAUUGCUUACUAAUUGCGUAGCGAAUAGAUAUAAAUACCAGAUAUUCGGGGAUAUUUAGAUAUACUACAUCCUACAUUGAAAAUGUCCUCAACAUACGAGACCCCUAAUGCCCAAGUACCAUAUUAUCUUCCAUUACAACCGGAAGUCUUAGGGAAAGCCAUUGAACCACAACCCGAUAAUAAGCCAAUACCAAAAUUGUUUCAACCACUUAGUAUUAAGAAUGUUACCUUUCCAAAUAGAAUAGGAGUUAGUCCAAUGUGUCAGUACCUGGCCGGAAGUGUUUCCAAAGACGGGAAAGCAGAAAAUACUUUUUUAGCAACACCAUAUCAUUUUGUCCAUUAUGGUGGAUUCACUACUAGAGGAGCCGGGUUAACUAUUGUGGAAGCAGCAGCGGUUAGUGCUGAAGGAGCGUUAUCACAAAAAGAUUUAGGAAUAUUUAAUGAUGAACAGGCAAAGAAAUUAAAGGAAAUUGUUGAUUAUGCCCAUGGUAAUCAAGCCAAGAUUGGGAUUCAAAUUGGCCAUGGGGGUAGAAAAGCCAAUGGACAACCAAUAUUUAUUCAUUUAGAACAAACAAUUGAUAAAUCAAUUGGAGGAUGGGGAGAUAAGAUUGUAGCACCAUCAGCAAUUGAAUUUAGACCCAAGGGGAAUUAUCCCGUACCAAAUGAAUUAAGUAAAGAAGAAAUUAAAAGAAUUAUUAAAGAUUUUGGAUUAGCAGCUAAAAGAGCAAUUGAAAUUAGUGGAUUUGAUUUUAUUGAAAUUCAUGGAGCACAUGGAUAUUUAAUCACCGAAUUUUAUUCAGCAAUAUCCAAUAAAAGAAAAGAUGAAUACGGAGGAUCAUUUGAAAAUAGAAUAAGGUUUUUAAUUGAAAUAAUAAAAGAAGUUAAAUUUCAAAUUGGAGAUAAAAUUCCAAUUUUUUUAAGAAUUUCAGCAGUUGAUAAUGAUGAUACCACCAAUGAUGCUUGGACAAUUGAAGACAGUAUUAAAUUAGCUCAUAUUGUGGCACAAGAGGGUAUUGAUUUAUUAGACAUUUCUAGUGGUGGUAAUAGUCAUAACCAAUCUAGAAGAGGUACUAAAUCAUUUGUUCACCAUGAAUAUGCUAAAGCGAUUAAGAAAUCCGUUGGUGAUAAAUUAAUAAUUGCUUGUGUUGGGGCAAUUAAUGAUGCUAAUAAGGCAAAUCAAGCUAUUGAAGACGGUGAUUUUGAUAUUGCUUUAAUUGGUAAAGGUUUUUUACAGAAUCCAGGUUUAGCCUGGACUUGGGCUGAUCAAUUAGGAGUUAGAGUUCAUCAAUCAUUACAAUAUGAUUGGGGAUUCCAUCCAAAAAUCUCUCAAAUUGUUGAACUCAUUGAAAGAAGUAAACAAUAACUUCAUUAUAUACUUUACAAUUAAUUAAAUAAUAAAACGAG
Molecule: messenger RNA, 1790 nt
Organism: Hyphopichia burtonii NRRL Y-1933
Lineage: Eukaryota; Fungi; Ascomycota; Pichiomycetes; Serinales; Debaryomycetaceae
Gene: OYE32
Product: Oye32p
Exons: 1
Coding region: 469-1749 (426 amino acids)
Cellular component (GO): intracellular anatomical structure
Molecular function (GO): FMN binding; NADPH dehydrogenase activity; NADP binding
Source: RefSeq, a predicted model, not a curated record